Molecule: messenger RNA, 894 nt
Organism: Vespa crabro (European hornet)
Lineage: Eukaryota; Metazoa; Arthropoda; Insecta; Hymenoptera; Vespidae
Product: pleckstrin homology domain-containing family A member 8
Exons: 5
Coding region: 245-880 (211 amino acids)
Biological process (GO): intermembrane lipid transfer; ceramide transport
Cellular component (GO): membrane; cytosol; cytoplasm
Molecular function (GO): ceramide 1-phosphate transfer activity; ceramide 1-phosphate binding
Source: RefSeq, a predicted model, not a curated record
GGACGUUGCUCAAUUCACUUUUAUUCGCAAUUUUAUUGCCUUUCAAGAAAUAUCCGUUAUAAAAUUAAUUGUAAAAUACAGCUAUCUGAUUGUUCGUAUUUGUUUUUCGUUAUGUAAAACAUUUUUUUAUUGUUGAAACUGGUAUUAUAUAUAACCUUACAUGUAAAAUAUAUAACCUACCAUAACCUAGCAACGUGUGUUGUUGAUUAUCGUAAUAGUAUUUGACGUUAAUUUUAACCAUAUCAUGGCAUUACCAUCGGAGGAAACAGUUCCAAAAAUAUUGUGUAUAAAUGCAAUAUAUUUUCCGGACAUUGUCGAUGAUAAAAUAUCUACGGAAAAUUUUUUACAUGCUUCUCGUGGUGUUGUAGUAAUAGUUGAAAAAUUUGGAAAAUUAUUUGCACCAGUUAAACAUGAUAUGGAAGGUAACAUAGAGAAAUUAAAUAAUAAAUAUUCUAUAGACAAAGAAAAACACAAAACUUUACAGGAUAUGAUACUAUUGGAAAAAGAAAAAGGUGAAACUAUAAUUGCUACUGAUGCUUUGAUGUGGUUAAAAAGCUUAUACAUGAUUCUAUUAUUUUUUGAAAAACUUAUUGAAGAUCAUAAUGCCGGUAAGGCAACAGAUGAUCUAGUAGCAUUUUUAAAGGAAGCAUAUAAAAUAUCUUUAGAACCAUAUCACGGUUGGAUGUUACAGCAGCUUUUUGGUUUGCUGUCACGUACGGUACCUUCUCGUAAACAGCUUUUACAAACAAUUGUAGAUGGAAAAGACUUUACGGAUGAAAUCAUUUUACGUGAUAUGGAAAUAUAUACAAAAAAUCUUAGAUUAAAUAUUGAAAAUCUACAAAUAUUUUAUAAAAAGUAUGAACUUGAAAAAAAUCUUUAAAUAUGACAAUUAUU